This is a messenger RNA of Aspergillus calidoustus, 5457 nucleotides long. NCBI's taxonomy places the organism in Eukaryota, Fungi, Ascomycota, Eurotiomycetes, Eurotiales, Aspergillaceae. The record is from the annotation of a GenBank genome assembly.
GUGGAUGAAGGAAUAUUAUCUUUAUUCUUCUACUCCUUGAAUUCUCCUCUAUUUCACAGAAGUACUUAGCACCUUCUGUACCAAUUAAUUAACCCCCAGUCGACCCAAAGUCAGGCUAUCCAGUCUGAUGAUAGAUGGAAUCAGCAAAUAGCAAAACAAGCUAUUAAAAGACGCUCUUCCUGCAGCUGCUCUGACCAAGGCCGGAGUCUGGAGUGACCUGCAGAGCCAACAGAAGAAGAGAAGGGAAUAUGAAACAAGACUGGAGAUCUGAAAGUGCCUGGCGGGUGUCUUGUUGUGCAGCCCCGCUGCAUCAAGAACGCGAGAGGCUGGGCCCAGCCACACUUCCAAUGCAUCGGCAUCGUCAUCUCAGAUAAAAUCCCACUCAGUUGGGCACGUCGCAGGCAACCGGAUCUUAUUUCUUCUCCUUGUCGCUUUACUGUCUGAUAUUUCUUGAGAGCCCAACAUCAACAGCCGUUCCUCUCUCCGUGGCUGACUAUCGACGCCGGCUUCCAUACAUACGGUUGUUGACAGCGCUUCUUGCAUAUACUCCGACCGCAGUGUUGGUCGUACAAAGCUCCAGUUUUUUCGACUUUCAUUCUUUGGCUGCAUCGAAUCGGCAAUCUAAUAGCACUCUGUCACUGAGAUGGAACUCUAAUUGAGUUCCCCUAGACCUUCGACACAGCCAGCCCGAGAAGAGUGAGGACGGUGUUUCACCCGAUCUGCGGCGUUAACCCAUCGGGCUCCGUUGAUUUUGACCUUUCACAACUUUGACAACAUUGUCGCGGGACUCAGAUUUAGCAACAGGAUGUCUGAAGGAAGCUUUCCCGUGCCGAUAAACGGGACUACGGCUCCAAGCCAUUCUGAUAGCGGCCUUGCGCGAGAUCCUUCAUAUAAGCGGAGACCCUACCAAAGUGCGGAGCCUUCGCUCCAAAACCCUGGGUUUAAUGAUGUGGUCAAUUCCAAGAUUCCAGUGGGCUCUCAGCCUCGGUCUAUAACAGCGAGUUUGGGCCCUUCUGCACUGCCGGAUGAUCAUAUCGCACCAGAAGCCUCGAUGUCUGCAGAUCACGAAGACGGUGGGAAAAGAGCAUCAGUCGUGCGAAAUCACUCGACACGUUUGAAUCGAUCGGAUACGGUGCGGUCGUCAUCGGGAGAACAACAUGACUGGGCGUUUAAUCGAUCUCCUUUGCAGAAGCUCGAGGUUGCUUUGAGCGGUAUCAGUAAAGAGGAAAAGAGAGCUCGCGCACUGGAAGCCGAAAGAAAGCUGAAGGAGCGAAUGGCGACGACAGUAGCAGCGAAGUCUGGAGGGUCGCCUGCUCACGAAGCACAUCCCCGCAGUACUACCAGAACGCAUCCGCAGCGCAUGGCCGAUUCCCGCGAUGCGCCCAUCCCAACUCGGAGAGAGCCUAAAAAAGAGCCUAAGCUGCAGCUGAAUGGGGACGAUGAAAAGCAGGGUAGCACGGCUCCUCAGCCUGAACCUAAUCUCGAAAAGUUCACCGUUUCACGUAUUAGCGAGCCGCCAGUCAACGAUCCCGACUCACGUACACUUGUCGAAUCUCAGAAAGCAGGCAUCAAGCCGUCAGUCAAGCAAGUGGUUAAAGGGGGUGUUGUCCCUCGACGUGCAGUCUCAAUCAGUCACCAAGCAGAAGAGCCUCGCAUGUCCCCACGGGCGUCGAGUCAAGCCCCGUCCCGGAGUAACGAUGCUCUGUUUGCCCAGGCUCCACUAUCCCCGGCUCCCCAGACAUCUCGCUCCCCUAAAAGUGGUUCUGCAGUCGAGCCUAUCUCUCGGACAGCUACCCAGCCUGUUGCCGCCACUACUCGAGGAACUAGUGGGCCUGAAAGUGCCUCUCAACAAACUAGACAGAACGGACACCAUGCCGAUCCACCGGCGGCUGGGGCCGCUAACUUAAAUUCCAACCGCGACAUUCAAAACAGCCGCGAAUCCAUGGUGCCUAGCAGCAGCGAAAACGUGCAACGUCUACAGACCAAAUCGAAACGCAAUACAGUCUCGUUCGACGUGCCACCGCCAACACCACCUCCACUUUUUGAAUGGAAGGCUGCGCCAAUUGCGAGACUUGAAAUCUCGGAUUUUGACUUUCAAACACUGGACGUGAAUAAGAGCAAGGCAUGGUGGGAGGGCGGAGGCACCCAAGAUCGCCGGCAGAGUAGGGCGCUACCGAAAAAUUACCAAAAGCCCCCUGCGCAAAAGCUUGCUUCUAAUAACCGCUUUCAGCCAUUGAUAUUCCUGAAAUCAGGGCCUCUGCUUCGGUACUCGGGCUUGAGGCGUGUUCGAAUAGACGGACCAAACGGACCGAUCAACAAAGAGACUUGGAGAGGCAGUAUUUUAAUCGUGACCAAGGACUCAAUCUCGUCGUAUAAUCCACCGCCGACUAUACGGUUAUUCUCUCAGCCUAUGGACCUUCUACCACCCCCUCCAGCCCAGAUCAACAGCGAAGGAGUGAAGCUGGCACCUGAGUAUAUUGACCCUACAGCUGGGCUGAUGAAGCUGGGUCGAGAUGGCCGACCUCUUUUUGUCAAACCGGUCGACCAUACAGAAGAGGAACUCGAUCUCUCCUUCGUUGAGAACGACGAUGGGAUAUAUGAGAUGACACCGAGCGCGGUUGAUUAUCGAACGGAAAGCCUUCAGCAACCGGUUCCGGCGAAUCGAAUCCAUUCAAUAGACGGGGAAUCAAUUGGAGCAUACAAGGAAGUUCCGGGUGCCCGCCUCUAUGCUGAUUCUGGCAGAGAUGUCACCUUCUGGAAAUUCAACAUCGAGGUCGAGUUAGGUGAGCAGCAGCAACGUGUCGCUUAUCGUCUGAACCAAGGACCUGCACUGGGGUUCUGGGUACCAGCCAAGGGGCAGCCAAUGAACAUAAUGUUUCAUUCCGGAAAUGGUUUCAGUCCCGGCGUAGACUCCAGCAAAUUAUGCGGCCCGGACCCCCUCUGGCGGGACGUGCUCAACGAGCACCAAACUCGUCCGUUCCAUGUGAUGAUCGGCGGAGGUGACCAAAUCUUCAACGACAAAGUCACUGCCGAGUCUUUACAUUUCCAGGAAUGGCUCAAGAUCAAAGACCCCAGUGAGAAAUAUGGCACCACGCUCAACGCCGAGUUCAAGGCAGAGUUGGAGACCUCAUAUCUGGAGAACUACUCAAGGUGGUUUUCGCAAGGACUUUUCUCCCUCGCCAAUUCUCAGAUACCCAUGGUGAACAUCUGGAAUGACCACGAGAUUCUUGAGGGGUUUGGAUCCUAUCCCGACGAAUUCAUGAGUUCAGCUGUGAUCUCGGGUCUCGGUAAUAUUGCGUUCAAGUACUACCUUUUAUUCCAACAUCACAGCGUUCCGGAAGAAACAGAGGUCGACGAACCCAGCUGGCUUUUUGGGGCGGAGCCGGGGCCAUACAUCAACCAGUGCAGUCGGCAUUUGUUCAUGUCCCUUGGUGAUGGAAUAACCUUCCUUGGACUCGAUUGCAGGACCGAGCGGAUGAGCGAUGAGAUUCUCAGCGAGCAUACUUACGACCUGAUCUGGGAUCGGUGCCACCGCGAGAUUGUCAGGGGCGAGACGAAACAUUUGAUAGUGCUGCUGAGCAUUCCCGUUGCAUAUCCCCGAGUGGCAAUUGUGAAGAACAUUUUAAAUAGUCGACAGUCUUUAGGUAAAGCUGGGCUCUUCGGCGGCCUAGUAAACAGACACGGCGCGAGAAUCGAAAUUUCCGACGAUCACUGGACAGCGAAGCACCACAAAUCAGAGAGAAAGUAUCUGAUUGAAGACCUUCAGGAUCUUGCUGCAGAAAAAUCUGUCCGGGUUACGAUUCUUAGUGGUGACGUGCAUCUAGCAGCAAUUGGGCAAUUCUACUCAAACCCCAAUUUGAAAGUCUCCAAGGACAAGGACUACCGAUACAUGCCUAACAUCAUCUCGUCCAGUGUUGCAGAUAUGCCGACUCCUGAGAUGAUUUCGGAUACACUCAACCGACGAAAUCAGGUGCAUCAUAUGGAUACUAACACAGAUGAAGAUAUGAUCCCUAUCUUCACGCACGACGUCAAUAAUAAAGCUCGUAACAACAAGCGACUGCUACCGCGGCGCAAUUGGUGUUCGAUCCGCGCGUAUGAGCCUGGCGCUACUCCACCAACAACCCCAGAAUCCGAACCUGUAGUGUCUCCACAGGAGCCACGUCCAAACGUGCUACAAAGGACACUGUCACUAACUCGCGGUGACCGACCUCCAGGUGGCCUUAUACGAAGACUCUCGAAUAGGGCACGCCCACCCACGAAGGACUUCAAUUUAGGUAACGCUCCACCUGCCCGACGAAUGAGCAUAGACGGACCAUUCCCACCAGCGGGCGCGGACAACUCCUACUUCCCCCCUGCCGCGGACUUCCGACCAGGCCCCUUCCUUCGGCGGCCAACGAACUUGAGUCAGAAGGCCGCAAAGAAUGCCGCAAAACGCGGCGACGACGGUGCAGGAACCUUUGUCAAUCUCGAGGGAGGUUUGGACGUGACGCUGAACCUGGAACUCAACCCGAAGGACCCAUCAGGUAUCACGACGCCAUACAAGCUCCUUAUUCCAGCACUAUGGUUCGAGGGCGCCGAAUUUGACCCCCCUCCAGAGCCUGUUACCAAGGGAUGGCGAAAGUGGCUACCGAUGCGACGGAACGUGUCUAGCAAACCAUCUUUGAACGAUGAUGGGGCAGAAGACGAUUAUAGCGACGAGGAAGAGCACGGCGCCUACCCACCCGCUCCUAAGCAACCACAAACGCAUGAUGAACGGGUGGCUGCACCUGCACCUGCGCCUGCGCCAGCAACAGCAACCGGGCAUCGACAUCAUCAACCAUACUAUGACGAGUACGACGAUGAUGAAGAGGAGUCGGAGCUGUUCCUUGAACCCGAGCCACAGUCACGACCAAAUGUGAAGCGCAGCACAAGCAUAAAGAAGUGGUUCGGGCGAUCGUGAUGGGAACAGAAAGUACAGAUUUUUUUAAUGAUGUUAUUCUUAUGACGUGUAUCUAUGAUGAUUUGAUGAUUUAUGAUUGCCCUGGGGCGCUGUGUAUAUACCCGGGAAUUGCAUGGAGCAGGGUUUACAAACUCUAAUUCCCGUUCGUUGUUUCAAGAGUGCCCUAGUUUGAUUUUUUCUGAUACCAUUGAACAUCCUCGGUUGGCUUUGAUUCUGCUUUGAAACCAAUGCCGCUCCAUUUUGGGCACGGAAUCGGUACUCGUCGUUCUUGUGUUCACCUGCCGAUUGUACAGCAAAGUAUGUAUCGGUUGAUGACAUCGGGAGUUGCGCUUCUUCAGGAGUGGUAAUGACGAUUUCAUGAUGCCAUGUGAUCUCCAAACUCCCCAUGGGGUUCAAAGCUCUUCGUGCAAAGCCUCGCUACAGUAGAUCGAAGUACCGACGGCAUUUCCCGCAGGUACUAUAUAUAUACAUGCACCACGUAUACAGAGAGCCCUCCUAUCCGGCAUAGAGUUGAGCGC